Messenger RNA from Habropoda laboriosa, 2048 nucleotides. Its product is annotated as BRCA2-interacting transcriptional repressor EMSY. The coding region runs from base 101 to 1999 and encodes 632 amino acids. The transcript is spliced from 12 exons. The record is from RefSeq and is a predicted model, not a curated record. Gene Ontology annotation, biological process: regulation of DNA-templated transcription. Gene Ontology annotation, cellular component: nucleoplasm. NCBI's taxonomy places the organism in Eukaryota, Metazoa, Arthropoda, Insecta, Hymenoptera, Apidae.
AACUUACCAUACUGUCAACGAAACGUUGAAAAUGUGGGAAAAGUGUACAAAUAGCUAUUAUCUUUUAUCGUGUUUAUUAUAACAAUUAAAUCAUGCAAUCAUGUGGCCAAUGAGACACGAAACGAUGACCCGCGAUGAAUGCAGAAAAUGUUUACGAUGUUUGGAGUUAGAAGCAUAUGGAAGUAUGGUAUCUGUUCUACGUGCUCAAGGCCCUUUUACUACUGAAAAACAAAAACUAUUACAAGAACUUGCUAAAGUUUUACAUAUUUCUAAUGAAAGACAUCGUGCUGAAGUACGAAGAGCUGUUAAUGAUGAGAAGUUAGCAACUAUAGCUGAACAGUUAAGUGGUCCAAAUACUGGUACAGAUUGGUCUAUUGAAGGUCGCCGUGCUAUUCCACUUUUACCAAGGUUAAAGGCUCGAACUGCUUUCACAACAUUAGCAAAUAGCUUGUCCCUUGCAACAACAGCUGCAAACAAAAGGAAUCUUCCAGUUCAUGAAAAAACUGAGGAUGCAAAAGAUGUUAAAAAUGAAUCUCCUGUGAAGAUAAAAGUACAAGAAAAACCGUUUAGUAAUCAUGAGUUCACGCCAAACGAGGAUAGGUUAAGUGAUGAAAAUAUUUUAAGUGAGGUCACCGAAUCAGAUAGGAAUAAGGAAGUAAAUAAUCAAAGCAAUAACUCUGAUGUCAGCGAUAAAAGUACGGUUUCUGAAAAACGUAAACCCUCUUCUCCUCUCCCAGCACUUCCAAAUAAGGUUCUGGUAGUAUCAUCAAGUUCAAUGGGAAGUUUUAAUCAUGGUGCUGCUGAUAAAUUAUCACUUGAAAAUGCUAUCCAUUUAUCGCGGAUGCCGACAAAUUCAUUACAACACCAAAAUGUCACAAUAAUACCACUAAAUAUUAAUUGUGAAGAAAAUGUUACAGACUCUGAGGAAUCAGCAGUACAAGAAAGUGCCAGUAAUCAUUCAGUAAUUCCUUCUGGUAAUUUCGUGAACACAGUGAUCCCAGUAGGUACAACAAGUAUUACAAAAACUAAGGGAAGAAUAAUCACAACUCAAAACAAACUUAAUACAAAAAUUGGACCGGCAAUUCUGUUAUCUAGUAACGUAUCGUGUACAUCAGGAAAUAAUUUGCAGUCCGAUAUUCAAGUAACAUCAGCACAAGAUAGUUUAAGCUGUAACGUAUCAUCUGUUUCUCAUGGUGUACAAAAAGGAUCGAGUUCAGAAAAUUCAAAUUCAGUUGCGAGUAAUACAAAACGUGUUGUGCCAGUAAUACAUUCUAAUAUAAAACCACCAAUAGCUAAAACUAUUACUUCGAGUAAUUCACAUCGACUAAUGGCCGUAUGUCCUGUUACAACAGUAUCCAAUGGACCAGGGCCACCUCAAGCUAAGCAAAUAACAACGCUAACUUGUAAAAAAUUACCUACAACGCUCAAGAAUCAAACCACUGCCAAAAUGGGUGUAACACUAAAUUCUAAUAAAACUGUAAAUAUAUCUCAUCAUCCUGAUGCAAAGUUAGGAUCUAAAACAAACGUAAUUGUUAUACAAAAGGGUCAAACCAAAGGUGUAACUCUUUCUCAUGCGGGCAAGGAAGUAUUAGGGAAAGUAAUAAUGGGUGGAAAAAGUUUAUGUGUUACGAGUCAACACAAUGCCUCUAUAAGUGUGCUACCGCGCCAUAUUACACUCAACAAUGGAGAUCAAGCUGUAACUAUGUUAUCUACAACAAACUCAUCUCACACAGAAUCUAUAACAUCCAAUAUUAAGUCUAGUAAUACCAUUAUGUUCAAUCUUCGGCAGGAUGUUUUGGAAAAAAAUAAAGCACUCUCGCAUCUGCUUGAAUCAUCUAAUGUUCUUACCUCUGAAUCUAAGACUGUGAUACAAAAUGCGAAUGCUCGUCUUUCGAAGGAAACAAGUAACAGUGAUUUGCAUAUACAGGAUAAAGAGCUAGUUGUAAAAACCGAUGCUGUAAUUACUACUGUUAAAGAUGAGAAACACAGGUCAGUUUGAAACUAUCGAAAUGUACUACGAAAUUGUUGUGUUAAAAAGCGCAUGUAAC